GGAAGUGGAAGCCGUCCUGUUCUUCCACCGACCGACACAAUUGACACGCACUCACCGGUCACCACGGCGCCGCUUCCCUGCUCGCUCGGUGCUGGUUUAUGUUGGGCCGCUUGCUUGGUAACGCGUCGCAGAGCUUGUUGAAGCGGGUGUCGCACAUCAUGAAGCCGCAGGUUAUCUUCGUCCUGGGCGGGCCCGGCGCCGGCAAAGGGACGCAGUGCUCCAAAAUAGUGGAGGCCUUCAACUACACUCAUUUGUCAGCUGGAGAUUUGCUGAGGGCAGAGCGAGGUAGAGAAGGGUCUGAGUUUGGACAGCUCAUCGAUAACUAUAUCAAAGAAGGCAAAAUCGUCCCGGUGGAGAUCACCAUCAGCUUACUCAGACAGUCCAUGACAGAGACGAUGACCAAAGACCAGACCAAGAACUGUUUCCUAAUCGAUGGCUUCCCUCGUAACGAGGACAACCUGCAGGGCUGGAACCGGCACAUGGAGGGCAAAGCAGACGUCAAGUUUGUGCUUUUCUUUGACUGCAGCAACGAGGUUUGCAUCGACAGAUGUUUAGAAAGAGGGAAGAGCAGCGGACGGACAGAUGACAACAGAGAGAGCCUGGAGAAAAGAAUCCAAACCUACCUGAACUCUACGCGACCAAUCAUCGAGCAAUACCAGAAACAUGGCAAGGUGUACACCAUCGACGCCUCCCGCUCCGUGGAUGAGGUGUUUGCUGAUGUGGAAGCCAUCCUGAUCAAAGAAAUUUGAUUUUCUCCCAACUGUCAGCAACAUUCAUUUAUCUUUUUAAGUUUCUUUUUAUCCACUGCGUUUCUACUUUAAUGCGUUUCUAUGUCCUUCCAGAUGAGUUUUUGUUUGUUUUUCCUUUUGAUUUCCAUGUCUAAACACAACGCUGUUCGUGCGAACACGCCGCGUGGUGGUAGAAGUGAUGGAUUUGGGGGGCCGGGGUUUUGGGGGCCAAGGGACGGGAGGAUAUGCCCAGCAGCUACUUGCUAUCGACCCAUUCAGCGCCUCUCCUCUCGAGACGCUUAUAAAUUUAUCAAAGACGCUAAACGCUGUCAUCAACAUGGUAUUUAUCACUAAUGUCUUCACAGUAUCAUGUCGUAAGAAGGAGCUGUGAUGCUUCAGACCAAACUGUCAUGUGACCUGGUGACAAGGAUCGAGUUGACUCUUCAUCGAUUUGCCAAUAGCCUUUCAGCCAUCUCAUUAAAUUCAAUUUUACAUCUGUGUCAUGUUUGGACAGCGGCUGCUCCACGUGGAAGCAUCCAGCGUCUGGUUGGGGGGAAAGGUUGGAAGAGUGAGACGUGUCUUUAGCAGAACAUUUUGAUGCACUUCAUUGAAGAAAUAACAUCUGGGACAAGUUGAAAUAAAUAUGUAGAUGAAAAUGAAUUUUUUUUGUAUGAUGUGUUUGAGGAAGAUUCAUAAAGAUGGAAAGUGAAAACAAAACAUUGAGUUUUUUUAUACUUUUGAUUAUGUUACCCACAUAUAGUUUACUGUUUAUAGUAAAAUUUCAAGUUAUUUAUUUUAUUGAGAAUGCCUAUCCAAGCCAACUGAGACCUGUGUGAAAAUGUGAAAAUUAAAUCCUGUUUCAUUAGCUACACCCAGGCCAGGAUACUGUAUACAACACAAUAAGCAGACAGCUGCGUUUCCAUUGAGCAUAUUUGUGCAAUUUGGCUUUUUGACAAUGAAUUGGCUCAAUAAAAACAUGAAAAUUAAAAAUAAAAUUCACCAAAAUGACAGGGAAAAAAAAUUCUCAUCACACGAGUCACAUGAUCAACAACCGGAUGUACUCACUGGUGCAAACCAUGAAGAAGAAAAUCACGGGAAGUAGCUAGAGGGUGAGCAUUUUUAAAUAAACUAUCAUAAACUUAUUCUGUGUAAUUUUACUUUUCUAAUUGAAUGGAAGCACCGCAAUUACAAAAUUAUGUUUUUUCGACAUUAACGUAAUAUUGACAAAGUUUUACACACAUUUGAUCGAAUACAUUUUCACUUUAUGUACUUCCUGCUGCACGGCCGUCAUGCAGUGCAAUGUUAGUGUGGAAAGUUCUAGAACUCCACACGUCCAAGAAGUUUAUUCUAUAUCCAGAGGUUUAAACAGAACAGCUCAACGUGUGGAACAGAAGAUGUUUACUUGAUUAUGUAGAAAAUGUGUUUA
Poecilia latipinna (sailfin molly) is the source of this 2154-nucleotide messenger RNA. RefSeq names its product cytidylate kinase (gene cmpk1). Gene Ontology annotation, biological process: pyrimidine nucleotide biosynthetic process; 'de novo' pyrimidine nucleobase biosynthetic process. The record is from RefSeq and is a predicted model, not a curated record. Gene Ontology annotation, molecular function: ATP binding. The transcript is spliced from 6 exons. NCBI's taxonomy places the organism in Eukaryota, Metazoa, Chordata, Actinopteri, Cyprinodontiformes, Poeciliidae. The coding region runs from base 99 to 749 and encodes 216 amino acids.